This is a messenger RNA of Theobroma cacao (cacao), 670 nucleotides long. RefSeq lists its product as uncharacterized. NCBI's taxonomy places the organism in Eukaryota, Viridiplantae, Streptophyta, Magnoliopsida, Malvales, Malvaceae. The record is from RefSeq and is a predicted model, not a curated record.
UUUCUGUGUUUUGCUUGUGACUGCGAUUUUGUUUUUGCUUCUUUCUUUGGAGAGGAAGGCAGGAGAGAGAACUAUGCAGCAUUUACCGGUUAAAAGCAACCUUCUUCAUUCAGGUUCAGAGACGACCAACAUUGUCUUUCGAGGUGAUGAGCAGCCCCUUUGCCCGAAACCUCGCCGCCUUGGACCUCCCAUUCCUGAGUUUCUCAAGCCCCUCAGAUGCAGCAAGCACAGCCAACCCAAUACUGAUGGGAGAAGUGGAGUUCUGAACAUGAUCGCUGAGAAGACAGGUGAUGGAAGAGAAUCAGUAGCAUGCACCGGCUGCUCUCCAUCCUGUUAUUCAGGUUCACCUCCGGGGAGAACAGGUAAUCCCUUGGUUCACGACGUGCACUUCAUUCAUCAAAUGGAGCUUCUUUCGCCCUUCACUCGAACUAAGCUUUCAGAUAAAUUUGGCAUCACCUCUGCCUCUCCCGUUUGAGCAUCAGAAAUGGUCCACAGCAGAAAGCCCGGAUUUCUUGCAGUGGAAGCACCCUUCUUUUGUGGGGUUUUUUUUGGUAUCCUAACUUUAGUACUACCAUGCCUUCUUUUUCUAAUGUAAUUGUGGGAUUUUUUCUUUGUAAAUAUCAUAAGUUGAAUGGUAUCAGAGUAUCAGAUGUGCCUUGUACAUAUAUAA